Molecule: messenger RNA, 3089 nt
Organism: Spodoptera frugiperda (fall armyworm)
Lineage: Eukaryota; Metazoa; Arthropoda; Insecta; Lepidoptera; Noctuidae
Exons: 16
Coding region: 56-2863 (935 amino acids)
Molecular function (GO): pigment binding
Source: RefSeq, a predicted model, not a curated record
AAUAGGCUACUUAUUCAAAUGUGAUGCACUGGGAAGUAGUGAUGUGAAGUGCACAAUGUGGAAAUUAACUAUAUUAUUAAUUCUGAACAUUUGUGGACUAGUGAGUGUGUGUACAGGGGAGUCAGUAACAAAAUAUCAAUCGUGUUCAAAUCUCGAUAUACCGCAAUUUGUCAAUUUUGACCUCAAUGAGUUUGCUGGAACGUGGUAUGAACUUAGUAGAUACCCGCGGGCAACACAAAAUGGUCAGUGUAACCAUGUUGAAUACGGGACACCGGGUAGAAAUGGUGAAAUGUCAGUAGUGAACAGGCAAGUUGUAAAUGAAAGAUGGACUUCAAUAUCAGGAACAGCUACUGCGGAUAACACUGGACAAAUUACGGUUACAUUAACUGUCGACGGACAGGAAAAAGUUUCAACCCUGCAAGUUUUGACUUUCAAUGAACAUUAUGCAGUUUUAUUCAGCUGCCGUGACCUGGAAACCGGAGGAAACCAAUUGGAGAGUUGGAAAAUGAGCAGAACUCCGUCUUUAGAAUCGCGUUAUGAAAUUGAAAUGAAUGAGUUCCUUCGCAACAAUCUUCUUCUUGAUCAAAUAAAAUAUGAACCUACAACGCAGUCAUGCUUACACUAUCCAGAAUUUAAUCCACUAAUGGUCAACAUGAAUCAGCCUCUCCCAACUUGCAACAUCAGUGGUGUUAAAGACUUCAAUUUAACUGCUUAUUCCGGCACAUGGUUCGAAAUUAAAAGAUACCCGAAUUCAGAACAAAAUGGUCAGUGUAACCGCGCUGUAUACGAGCUACUUCCUGGUGGCGACGUCUCAGUAUUGUACAGUGAAGUUGUUGACGAAAGACUGGUAACGAUAUCAGGGAGGGCUGUUGCCAACAAAUACGGACCUGGAUCGUUGCAGGUUGAUUUGAAUGUGAAUAACGGGAUUCAAAGAUCAAAUUAUCACGUUCUAGCAGUCGACUAUGACGAUUAUGCUCUUCUAUGUAGCUGCAUCGAUACACAAAAUGGCUAUAUGCAAGUCCGCAGUUGGAUGCUUAGCAGAAAAGAGACUCCGAGCGAAGCGGCUAAUAUUGCCAUUAGCGAAGUCAUAAGCAUCACCAAUGAACUCGACCAAGGUUCCUACAUAGUGACCAGUCAAGACCCAGUUGAUUGUUUCUACUAUCCAGAUUUUGAUCAACCACCAUACAUCGAGCUUCCUGGAAAUUGUGAUCACAACAUAAGAGGUGUUGCGAACUUUAACGCAAUUGCUUAUUCCGGCCCGUGGUUAGAAGUCGCUAGAUACCCGAAUUCCGAACAAAAUGGUCAGUGUAACCGUGCUGUAUACGGGCCACUUCCUGGUGGCGCCAUCUCAGUAUUGCACAGUGAAGUAGUUGACGAAGAAUGGCAAGCCAUAUCAGGGGAGGCUGUUGCCCACAGAGACGGAACUGGAGAGUUGCAGGUUACUUUAAAUGUGAAUAAUGGUACUGUACUAAACGACUAUUACGUCCUUGCGACCGACUACAACGAAUAUGCUCUUGUCUACAGCUGCACCGAUAAUUCAGAUAUCAGAAACAAACGAGUUGGCAGUUGGAAACUUAGCAGAACUGGAACACUGAGGCCAACGGCUGAGACUGUCAUGGAUGAAAUUAUAAAGAAGACCCAUGGUCUCCAUCAAAAGUACUAUCAGACCACAAGCCAGUCACCAGAUGAUUGUUUCUACUAUCCAGAUUUUGAUCAACCACCGGAUUAUAUAGAGUUGCCUGGACCUUGCAGUACUGCCAUCAAAGGUGUUUCAAACUUUAAAAUGGCCGCUUUUGCAGGCCCGUGGCUAGAAGUCGCUAGAUACCCACUACCAACACAAACUGGACAAUGUAACCGUGCCGAAUAUGCUGUGAUGACUACACGGGCAGGCAUGUCAGUAAUCAACAGCCAAAUAGUGGAUAAGAGACUGUUCACUAUAGCAGGACAGGCUAUUCUUACAAGCGUAGAUAAAGUUGGCCAGUUGCGAGUAACCCUUAAUGGGAGUAAUAACGAAAAUUGGCAAUUUAACUCCUACAUACUGGCAACCGACUACUUCAAUUAUGCACUUGUAUACAGCUGCACUAAUGUAGACAACGGUAACAGACGACGAGUUGGCAGCUGGAAACUAAGUAGGACCGGAAUACUGACUCCACAGGAUAAUGCUGCUAUUAAUGAAGUGAUUACUAAAACUCAAGGUCUUACCAACAAAUACUAUCAGAUUACGGAUCAGAGUGAUGAGGCGUGUUUCUACUAUCCCGAUAUAACUCCGAAUGAUAGUAUCAUAAUACCUGGCCAGUGUGACGAAACUAUUUCCGGAUUUGCGCCCUUUGAUAUAAAUCAAUUCCAGGGAACUUGGUACCAGAUUAAAAGAUAUGACCCAGUCACAACUUCUUGUGUUGGCACAAGAUUGACUCAAGACUCUGACAACAUCAAUUUAAUGUCGUACGAAGUAGUCGAUGGUCAGUUUUCAAUCAAACAUAGGAGAGGCAGAAUCAAUUCCACUGAUAAUAUCGGACAGUUUUCUUUGUUUAUGCCCGUAGGUGGCUCAGAAGAAACUACCGAAAUAAUAAUCUACAUAUUGACGACAGACUACACGAGUUAUGCGUUAGCAUACAGCUGCAAAAACGAAGACAAUUUUCGACGACGAAUUCGAGCCUGGCAGCUGAGUCGCGGAAGGACUAUGUCACCUGCUGGAGAGACCGCCAUCGCAGAUCUGAUAGAACAGAGACAAGAGCUCCAUCAAUCAUAUUUUAGAACGGUCGAACAAAAUGAUUUAUAUUGUCCAGAACCCAGUGCAGCAUUUUUAGUUAAGAGCACCACCAUUGUGAUUUUUGUGUGCAUUGUAGUGAAUUUCAUAAUUUAAGUUACAGAAAAUCCAUUCAGAUCGGUUUAAUAAAAAUAAUUGUUCGAUAAAGGCUCCAUUAAAUUCAGGCCAACCUAGAGUUACAGAGCUAGAGACACAUAGCGCAAGUACUAAUCUCUGUCGCGCAGCCAACUAACUUUAAUUUGAAACCUAUUCUAGGAUGUUAUAAUACUAAUUUUUAAAAUUGUUGUAAAUGGUGUUUGAUUAAUAUAAGUAUGUAUAACAC